Molecule: messenger RNA, 1281 nt
Organism: Oryzias melastigma (Indian medaka)
Lineage: Eukaryota; Metazoa; Chordata; Actinopteri; Beloniformes; Adrianichthyidae
Exons: 6
Coding region: 288-1034 (248 amino acids)
Biological process (GO): proteasome localization; nuclear protein quality control by the ubiquitin-proteasome system
Cellular component (GO): nucleus
Source: RefSeq, a predicted model, not a curated record
GCCCGCCAAAUUAGCAUAUUGAGCGCGUUUUGUCCGCGUGCUGCAACUGUCGCCAAUCACGACGACGUCAGCCACAGACCACGCCUGCGCGGUAACUCGCUGCAGUCACAAACAAUAGUUGGAGGUUCAGUUGUUGGCAUUCACGCGCGGAGGUUACUUUUGUUUUCUUACAGGAAUAGUUUUGAGUUUUCGCGGUUAUAAACUAUCGGCGCGAGGGAAGCGUUCAUUUGACGACGUUGGACUAAAGUUCGGUUCUUGUUGGAGGUUCGUCUGCAGGUUUGGCCACAAUGGCAGCUGUUUGUCAACCCAGACGAGCUUUGGUGGAAAUACCCGAACCGCAGCCCAAAACUACAGCUGGACUAAGAAGAUCUUAUUUUGAAGUUCUAAGCGCUCAGCUGGACUCUCCCCCACUUUCACGAGCGAGAACCUCGAGGCCUCCACAGCUACUGGACUCCUCCAUGAGGGCGCUAUGGAACGAGCCCUCCACGCCGCUCACCAAGCAGCAGCUGGUGCAGCUCAUCCGGUCGCUGGUCCUCGCCGAGCAGAGCCACGACCCGAGGGUCGCAGCCUCCAGCCUGGAACGCCUUCAGGAGGACCUUCAGCUGAAGAAGACCAGCGUGUACCGCUCCAUCCCGUACUCGCGCUUCGGCUCCAACAGGGACGCUCACUGCUACCGCAAGGCGUAUCCUCACCUGCUGGCGUUCAAGGUGUCCUGUCAGGAGUGGGGCCAGGUCCUGCUGAGGAACCAGGAGUGGGACUCUCUGCUGGAGUUCUGCCUGAUGGCGUGGAGGUACACCGGCGAGCUGCCACAGUGGGACACGGAGAGCCACAACGCCCUCAGAGAUCAGUGCUACGGCGCUCUGGCAGCUCACGGCCUCGCCGCGCUCCGGCACUACCACCCAGCCGCCAGCAGGGGGCGCGAGCUGCUCAGGAGGUUCGGUGCAGCACAGCUACACAGUCGCCUCAUCCUCCCCUGCAUUCAAGAACUGCAAAGGAUUAUGGGACACGUAGGCGAAUCCACAUCUAUGAACUGAUUCGACAAGUCGAGCAUUUUCAGCGGACUCAAACUGAUGCUGAGAUGCAGCAAAGUAAAAAAGACGGGACAGGAAAGGCUUUAUUUACUGAGUGAUAAAGUUUACUUUAUAUUUUUCUUUUAGAAUUCUAGUUUUUGUACUGAAAUGUAAAAACUAUGUGUUGUGUUUGUUACUGUGUGUCUUCUGUUGUGUUGUUUCAUGUGGAUGUCGUUCAUUGCACUGUUUGUCCUGAAAACUUGAAAUUUUU